AUGCAUAUCCAGCAGUAUUUCGUACUCCUUCUAUCACUUUAUGCUACGGCAUCUCUCGCCGAUUACCUUGGACCAACUUACCCAGCCCCGAUCGACCUUACAAGUCCACACAGUCUAGUCCCAGUUGCAUGGAAGAAUCUCACGAACACAUUCGACUCCUAUCUGAAGCACCACUUGAAGAACCAAGACACCAUCGCCCUUGAAGGUGUCGAGAAUAUCACAUUCUCUGCCGGACUAUUCUCCAUCCACGACCCAAGGGCCAAAAAACUACAGUACCAUUAUACCAGUCAGGAGAUUCUCAACGCCACGAAUGGCACACACAAUGUCGACGGCGACAGCAUUUAUCGCAUUGCCAGUGCUACCAAGCUAUUUACAGUCUACGCCGGCAUGCUAGCCCUGACUGAAGAAGAAUGGAACCGCCCUCUCACAGAGAUCAACAAAGCUUUCGCCGCGGUCGCCGAGCAAGGCGACAAAGACCCUAUUUGGCAUGUCCAAUGGGAUAAGAUCACACCAUGGGCUCUAGCGUCUCAGAGCUCUGGUAUCCCACGUGAAGGAUGGCCUUUUGCAGACAGUCUCUGGGCUUACCUUUCUAAUGUCAAAUACGGUUUGCCUUCAACAAACCCCGUUACAGAAUGGGGCAUGCCGCCAGUCAAUGCAUCCAACCUGGGAGCCUGCUGGAACACAGAUGGAAUUUGUUACGGACAAGAUGCCAUCAAGAGUGUCCGCUCUCAACCACCCGUCUUCCUCCCUUGGUCUACUCCAAUGUACGCGAACGACAACUUCAUGAUGCUCGGCCUCAUGAUGUCCAACAUCACCGGCCACACCAUCGAAGACAUCUACCAAACGACGUUGUUUGAGCCCUUGGGCUUGAAGUCAACUUUCGCAUCAGUCCCAACAAGCCGAAAUGACCUCACCCGCUCCGUUAUAGUCGGCGCUCCAGAAUCCGGCUUCGCCAUCCUCCCUGCCCUCAGCAUCCCAUCUGGCGGCAUCUUCUCCUCUAUCAACGACCUAGCCAAAUUCGGCAUCUCAAUCUUGAACAACACCCUCCUUUCAGACAACACAACCCGUAAAUGGAUGAAACCAUCCAUCCACACCGCAAGCCUAACCUACUCCAUGGGCGCACCCUGGGAAAUCAUCCGCUACAUCCACCCUUCCACCGGCAAAAUAACAGAUCUAUACACAAAACUAGGCGAUUCAGGCUACUACGGCUCAAACAUUGUCCUCAUCCCAGAAUACGGAGCCGGAUUCAGCAUUAUCAAUGCUGGAACAACCUCUUCACGAGGCGAUCUCUCAAAUAUCGUCCUAGACUACAUCACAACAACCAUCCUCCCAAUCUUCGAAGCCCAAGCUGCCCUCGAAGCAACCAAGAACUACAUCGGAACCUACGUCUCCUCCGAUCCCAACCUCAACUCCUCUCUCACAAUCGCAUUCAACAAAUCACGAACUACACCACAUUCCGGCCUAACCAUCACUCAAUGGAUCUCGAAUGGCACAGACGUUCUGAACACUAAGCUCUUCGCUGGUCUUAAGCCUCGUCUCCUCCCAAGUAUCUCCAAACAAACACCCGACGGCGCAAAAGGCCAAGUCGCUUUCCAGGCUUCGUUGGUAAAUCAGCUGUAUGGGUAUUUUGCACCUGGAGCAGCGAAGAUGGGAGUGAUUGGGCCGUUUACGGGUCAAUAUGCCACUAAUUAUGAUUGGCUGAUCACGGAUGCUACGCACUAUGCUGGGAAGGGGACGAAUUUGUUUGUAUUUGAUGUCGAUGCGAAGGGGCGGGCCGGCGCUGUUUGGCCGGCGGCUGCUAGGGUUAGGUUGGUGAGGAGGUAG
Penicillium atrosanguineum is the source of this 1824-nucleotide messenger RNA. Its product is annotated as serine hydrolase domain-containing protein. Lineage: Eukaryota; Fungi; Ascomycota; Eurotiomycetes; Eurotiales; Aspergillaceae. The transcript has a single exon. The record is from RefSeq and is a predicted model, not a curated record. The coding region runs from base 1 to 1824 and encodes 607 amino acids.